AUGAUUUUUAUACAUGCAGGAGAGGGUUGGAUGUUUUACGGAAACCAUUAUUACUUAAAUAUAAGAAGUAAUGCCACAUGGCAUAAUGCCAAGUUAGCAUGUGAAAAUAUAGGGGCUCACUUGGUUACAAUAGAAACGGAGGAAGAGAACACGUGGUUAACAGAAACGUUUGUGCCAGUCUGGGAUCACGCGGAAUGUAGCUCUUGGUGGCAUUGCUGUUCACACUGGAUAGGUGCGAACGAUAUUGAACAGGAGGGGAGAUUUGUCUGGACAGAAAACAACAAUAACGUCACUUCCUACUCCAACUGGUACCCAGGUGAACCAGAUGACAACUCAGGACAGCACUGUGUUGAUCUGUGUCGUCAUGGAUUUUGGGAAGAUGCCUCCUGUAAUAAAAUAACUUCAUAUAUUUGUGAAAUGGAUUAA
Molecule: messenger RNA, 426 nt
Organism: Saccostrea cuccullata (small rock oyster)
Lineage: Eukaryota; Metazoa; Mollusca; Bivalvia; Ostreida; Ostreidae
Product: CD209 antigen-like protein D
Exons: 3
Coding region: 1-426 (141 amino acids)
Molecular function (GO): signaling receptor activity
Source: RefSeq, a predicted model, not a curated record